AUGUUCAAAGAUGAAUAUGAUUUCGUUGUUGGUAUAGACUUCGGAACCACUUACUCAGGCUGCUGCUACUGCGUAGUGAACGAUGACGAACCGAAUGUACAAAUAAUUAAGAAUUGGCCAAGACAAUCAGCCUUAAUUACCACCUUGCCAACAAUUGUUACAUAUUCAAAGAAUGACCACAAGCCAAUUGGCAUAGGGAACGUACCAGAAACGCCAUUAUCAUACCCGGUUAAAGAGCUGCCUCAUUUACUAUGCUUCAAUUACAGUUUAUCAAUCUCGCAUAUCGAUACAGUGGCCGAUUUUCUUCGAAUUCUUUGUGACCAUAUUGUUAAGAGAAUAAAAUUAGAUUCUCACAACCCGAAUCUAAAGCCUCGUAUCCGAUAUUGUUUUACGUUACAACAUCCUAGUAAACCAAAUUACAAAAAGAAUUUAUUUGCUGCAAUAGGAAAAGCCGGUAUUUACACAGAGAAUGACAGAGAUGACAAAAUCGUAUUUUUAGACAGUUAUACAGCUAUGGCCAAAUACUUUUUGAAAACCAGAAAAGGGCUAAAUUUGAAAGAUAAAUUUAUCGUGUGUGAUACGGACGACUAUUAUUUAAGAAUUAAGACAAUGUUGGUCAUCAGCAAUGGACGCGAUAAAGAUGUGAUGGAAUAUGAACCUGAAAAAAACAUUACCAAUUAUGAACUGGGGGGUAAUAAUCUCGAUAAGUGCUUUUCGGAAUACAUCACCAAAAUUAUAAAAGAGCACCCUGAUCAUGAAGAGGUGGCUGCCGAAGAUUUAGAUAAUGUCAUAGAAAUCAUUGUUCAAAAUUUUAUCAAGAAUAUUAAGUAUAAGGAUUUCGGAAGUAAGAAAGAAAUUUAUAUCGCAAAACCAUCCAUACAAUCAUUUGCCAAGUCGAAAAACCCCUAUUUAACAAUAAUCACCGACGACUUGAAAGCAAACGUUUACGACAAAGUAAUCAAUGAAAUUUGUUCAAAUGUGUCAAGUGUGUGCGAAAAGCAGAAACCGAAAGCAUUCUUUCUAUUCGGAAAACUAUCUAAUUCAGAAUAUCUGUAUGAAAAACUAAGCGAUAUCGUCGAUGAUAUAAUUGUUAUUCCAGAAAAAGAUCUAUCUGCUGCACAAGGACUAGUCUAUCACGGGCGUAGCGAACCUUUAACAAUUCAAAGAAUAACACCUAUCUAUCAUGGGGAUGCCGUGGUGAAAGAUGAAGACCGAUCUUAUUAUGACUUUGAUUAUUCUCAUUACACACAUGUUAUUGGCAUCGAUUUUGGAACAAGUUUUUCUAAAUGGUAUUAUGAAGCAACUCUUCCUGGAGAUCCAGUUAUUUUCGAUAAAACGAUUAUGCAGAUUCCUACCUUAUCUCUUUAUGACCAGAGACUUCAUGAACAGAAACUAUGGGGAACAGAAGCUUACAGAAAUUAUUACAGUUCUGAAAAUUCAGGAAAGCUACUGACUAGGUUUAAACUGUUUUUAAAUGAAUUGAAUUAUGAAGGAUUUGACGAGCUCACUGCAAUCAAUGCUAUUGCUAGCUAUCUCAAAGCUUUACAUGAAAACAUUUUGCAGACAAUGGCCAAAAAAUACGGAAAGGAAGAUACAAUUUUCCGUUAUUGUCUUACAGUUCCAACUAUUUGGAGUGAUAAAACAAAGAAGAGUAUGCGCGAUGCUGCAGUUCUAGCAGGAAUUAUAAAAUCUCAUGAUCACCCAUGUAGAUUAAUGUUGGUGAACGAACCAGAGGCUGCAGCAAUGUUUUAUACUAAGGAUCCUUAUUUCGUCAAACAAUUUCCAAAAAAAUCAAACAUCCGUGCUUUAGUAUGCGAUGCGGGUGGAGGCACUGUUGAUAUGGCCACUUAUGAAAUGAUUAAAGACAACACUGGGAAUGACUAUUCGAUUAAUGAAAAAACACCAGGCUCGGGAGGAAUUUGUGGUGCCUCAUUUUUGGAUGAUCAUUUUCGUGUGUUGAUUAAGAAAAAAUGUUAUGAUUUGGAUAUUCGAGUUUCGGACCAUGGUAUGGAACAGAUGGUCAAUCAAUUUGCUACCAAGAUUAAAGAUCGUUUCCUAGCAAAUGAUACUAAAGACAUUGAAAUUAUCAUUCCUCCAGGAGAUAAAAAAGAUGGUUAUCCAAAGCUUGAAGUAACACCAAACGAGCUAUCAGCCCAAGUAUUUGAACCAGUUACGGAAAAAGUGCUUGAGCUGAUAAGAAACCAGCAUAAACUAUCCAAUCCAGCUCCAAUCAACCCAGACAACCCCGAAGCACUUGAUGUUAUUAUUCUGACAGGUGGAUUGGGUCAGUCGAAAUAUCUGCAAAAAAAGGUACAAGAUAACUACAAGGACAUUAUAGUAUACUCGCCUGAAUUCUAUGAUCAAUCCGUUGUACGAGGCGCAGUUGCUAUUGCUCUAAACCCCAACAUGAUCACGCACAGGAUCACGCGUAGAUCAUAUGGUAUCGAAGUGUUGUUACCAUUCAAUUCAGUAACUGAUCCAGCAAUGAACAAAAUUAAGACAAAGAACGGUGCUGAGUAUACCAAAUUCAAAUAUGACAACUUUGUUAUAAAGUCUACCUCAAUUAAGACAUACGAAUACUAUGAAAAGCAAUUGUUUGUGGAGUAUCCUAAUAAUACAUACGCAGCAAUAUAUGCUUCGGACUAUGAUGAUGAACACAAAAUAUACAAUGUGCGAGAUAGUAGAGCUGAACAAGUUUUUAAGUUUAAUAUCGAAAUGCCAAACGACACAAACAAAAAAGAAGGUGAUUUGGUUCCGCUUAUUAUACGGAUGUUUUUAGGUCAAACAGAAAUUAAAGUUGAUACCAUAUUUGAAGGUCAAACUAAGAGACAGUCCUUUUAUUUCAAUGCUUUAGAUGAGAACCACCGUACAAGAAUCGAAAGCCGCCAUGCAAAAAGAUAUGUGUCAACACCAACGGCCACGCCGAUAUCAGUACCAGCACCGGCACCAAAAACACCAGAAACUCCUCGAAAAUUAAAGCCAGAGCGAACAGGGACCAUUUUAGGAUAUUUUGGCAAAGCCUUUAAACGCAAAUCUUAA
Molecule: messenger RNA, 3039 nt
Organism: Mucor mucedo
Lineage: Eukaryota; Fungi; Mucoromycota; Mucoromycetes; Mucorales; Mucoraceae
Exons: 9
Coding region: 1-3039 (1012 amino acids)
Molecular function (GO): ATP binding; ATP-dependent protein folding chaperone
Source: RefSeq, a predicted model, not a curated record